GGUCCUCCACGGUGCCAACAGACGGACAUUACACGGCCGAGGAAAACAACAAACAGCCUCCAUCGCUAGGGUUGAGUUUUUUAUUACCAGUGUAGGUUGGUGUUAAUGUCUGAGUGCCGCCAUGGCAAACAGGGGACCAAGCUAUGGGCUCAGCCGUGAGGUCCAAGACAAGAUUGAACAGAAGUAUGCUGCAGAGUUGGAGGCUCGGCUUGUGGGAUGGAUCGUGGCCCAGUGCGGUGACGACCUGGAGCGACCUGAACCUGGCAAACAGAACUUCCAGAAAUGGCUCAUGAGUGGAACAAUUCUCUGCCGGCUCAUCAACAGUCUGUACCCCAGUGGUGAGGAACCAAUUAAGAAAAUUACAGAAACUAGUAUGGUCUUUAAGCAAAUGGAAAAGAUUUCUCAGUUCCUGCAGGCUGCUGAAGAUUAUGGUGUCAACAGAGGAGACAUAUUCCAAACUGUUGAUCUUUGGGAAGGAAAGGACAUGGCUGCAGUCCAGAGGACACUGAUGGCUCUGGGAAGUGAAGCUCUGACAAAGGAUGAUGGACAUUACCGUGGAGAUAAAGACUGGUUUCAUAGGAAAGCCAAGAUCCACAAGAGGGAGUUUUCUGAGGAGCAGCUGCGUCAAGGUCGCAGUCUUAUCGGCAUGCAAAUGGGAAGCAAUCGUGGAGCAUCUCAAUCUGGCAUGGUAGGGUACGGCACCCCACGGCAAAUCAUGCGGCAUGACUCUCCUCGACACAAUGGACAUCAGAGCAAUCCCUAAACACCAUACAGUUUGAUAUUUAAAAUCUGUACUGGAGCCAAAAGCCAAAUCUAGAGCUCCAGUUGUAGGAGGAAUGUGUACGUGUGUGUAUGUAUAUAGAUAAACCAUGGACUGAUGCUGCUUACACCAGUCUUUCAAUUACACACAUUAGUGUUGUCCCUUCACCCACAAUGCACCAGUGCUGGCUGUUAUUGUCAGGCAAGCUCCAGAUCAAGGCCAAAAUGUGCAAAAAAA
Messenger RNA from Sinocyclocheilus anshuiensis, 997 nucleotides. RefSeq names its product transgelin 3a (gene tagln3a). NCBI's taxonomy places the organism in Eukaryota, Metazoa, Chordata, Actinopteri, Cypriniformes, Cyprinidae. Gene Ontology annotation, biological process: actin filament organization. The record is from RefSeq and is a predicted model, not a curated record. The transcript is spliced from 5 exons. Gene Ontology annotation, molecular function: actin filament binding. The coding region runs from base 122 to 763 and encodes 213 amino acids. Gene Ontology annotation, cellular component: actin cytoskeleton.